Messenger RNA from Drosophila busckii, 532 nucleotides. RefSeq lists its product as uncharacterized. Bases 23 to 451 code for a protein of 142 amino acids. The record is from RefSeq and is a predicted model, not a curated record. Lineage: Eukaryota; Metazoa; Arthropoda; Insecta; Diptera; Drosophilidae. The transcript has 2 exons.
AAUCCCAGUUGUCAUCCUUAACAUGGGCUUCACAAGCGUCCUGGAGCAUAUCAAGGAUUGGACAGUGACACAUGUGCGCACAUUGUGGUGGGGUACUACGCCCAAGUCCAGCGAUCAUGACGAUGGUUCACAACCCAAGACGGAACAUAGGAGCUUUCCCAAUUUGGGUGAGGAUGUACAUCAGGUGCUGCAGACUCCAGAGUUUGAGCAUGUGCUCAAUUCGGUAUCACCGUUUUUGCUGGCCAGCUUGGGCGCCUGGCCAGGCUAUUGGCUAUACAGAGGCUUUGACUAUCACGCCCAUAGAGCACAUGUGCCCCUGCCCAUCUACAUCAGACAGACAUUUUAUCAGGCCAAGCUGGUACAGUUUGCCAUUAUUGCAGCGGGCAUUAUAAGCUUUCUGCAAAGCCAACAUUCCGAGCACAUUGAGUCCAUUAAAAAUAAACAGCUGUGAGUUAAAAGCUACGAGAUGAAAUUUGGCAAUAGUUACAUAGGCACUACAAUGUUUGUUUAAUAAAUUAAAUAUUUAUUCUUA